AAGCAUAUAAUAUAAGAUUUGAAGUGAAGAAGAAGAAUAUUAGAGAGAAUAAUGUCAGGGGCACAAGGAGCACAACCAAAAGAGUCAAAGACAGCAACAACAUAUGAAUCAAUAGAAGGAGGACAGAAUCGUACAAGAACUGAUUUGCUUUCGAAGGAAGAUCAAGGAGGCAUUCAAGUUGAUAAGCUUCAAGAGAAGGUCCAUGAUCCUGCUGGAAAAGGUGGUCCUGUUUUUGGUGCUGGUAGAGAUGAAAAUAAGAAAGACCUUGGAGUCACAGGCACUGGCUAGUUCUUUUCUGUUCUUUUUGUUCUUGUAAAUGGGACUGUAGUUUGUGGAAUAAAAAGGAAUAAGUUGUGGUUGAUGAUGUAAAUUGCUAUAAAUUUGUCUUGGUGUAUGUUUCUAUUCUCGUUUUAUUUUACAUCAACUUUCUUUCGUUAA
Molecule: messenger RNA, 438 nt
Organism: Lathyrus oleraceus (garden pea)
Lineage: Eukaryota; Viridiplantae; Streptophyta; Magnoliopsida; Fabales; Fabaceae
Exons: 1
Coding region: 52-288 (78 amino acids)
Source: RefSeq, a predicted model, not a curated record